GCCGUCCUCCCAUCAGCAGCCUCCGCUGUAUGGUACGGAGUGAGACCAUUCGUCCCCCAAAUACUACAUUGUAAGAACUGUAAAGGAUUUGGCCAUGUUGCAAAUGUGUGCAGACGAAAGAUGUAUACUGAAGAACGGAGUGAAGAAGAGAACCGUCUGAAGAGAAUAAAGGGCCAGUCUGCUGAGGUGACGUCCAGGGAGAUGCUGCGCUCCCUAUCUCAGGCCAAAACGGAAUCCUGGGAUAGAUUCUUGCACGGCUCUGAACUCUUUCAGGGGGAAGAGCUAGAUCAGAAUACCCUGGAGCAUCUAAAGCGUUGGCUGGUACCUGAGAAAGUGGCCAUCAGCGCUGAGGAGCUGGAGUUUCUCCUGCUGUCACUGAGCCGAGAGUAGACCUCCACGGACCAAUCACAGAGCGGACCUGAGGCAGCCACUCAGAACCCUGAAGAGGACAGGAGUCCCAUACCUGAGAAAUAACUACCUGUACACUGCAGACAUUUUUCAUACGUUAUCAUGUGUUAUUACUGGACAGGAACAUGGUUGGAUUUCCUAUACUGUCAUUAUUAGGUUAUGUUUGUUUGUCUGUUUUAUUAUUGAGGAGAAAGAAUUCGGUGACAUAUCAUUACAAAUAUUGCAACGGUCCAUUGUUUGUCAUGUUACCUUUAUGAAAUAUUGUUGAUUUUAUGAUAUGGUUAAAUAAAAGCAGUUAAUUGUUGGGGAAAUAGCCGAAACUACCCUGGUUGCAU
Molecule: messenger RNA, 743 nt
Organism: Coregonus clupeaformis (lake whitefish)
Lineage: Eukaryota; Metazoa; Chordata; Actinopteri; Salmoniformes; Salmonidae
Product: coiled-coil domain-containing protein 32-like
Biological process (GO): cilium organization
Source: RefSeq, a predicted model, not a curated record